CGUUGGGUAUAGUGGUACCGUCUUGCUGGUCUAAUGGUUGUUGCCUUUUUUCUCACCGUUUUCUUUGCUGCUUGCUGCAUUUUGCUGCCAGGUAUUUAUUUGAUUGUCGCGAACACGGGUGCGGACAGGAAGGAAACUCGAUCGACUUUUAAUUAGUGCCGUUCCGAGCGGAGCCGUGCCGUGCCGUGGAAGACGAUUGUGAUUUUAUUUGUGUGAGACAAAUGUGCCUUGGUUGCUGCACGGCAGCGUAGCCUCGAUAGGUGUUCCUAAUCGCGUAGCUUUUGGUAUUUGGUGCGACGUAGAAUUUGUCCGUAAUUCGUAGUGUUAAAAUGCUUGGAUCGAUGCUCGCUCGCCUGUCCGGCUAGCGGAUGACGGCGUUUUCAAGCUGGAUGUGUAUUGAUGUCGAUGUGGACUCAAGGUUCAUUGGAAGCAAUUGCUUUUUCCCUAAAGACAGUGCACAGUUACCAAACAAAACAAAGUUAGAUGAAAUUUUACCGAAUGAUUAAUGUGGAAGUGAUUGGAUGUGAUGUUAAAAAGAUCUAUCUAAUGGUAGUGUUAAAGCAAACGGUUCCGGUCUUAAAUACUGCCAAUUAAAGAAAACUGGCACCGUUUAGUGCACUAUCUCCGGAGCAAUGUAUGUAAAGUUACAUAGUGAUUAAUCUUACAAAUACAGAGCAAUCCCCGGAGCAAUCCAUUCAUAUUGACACCUGUGAAACGAUAAACCGUAGCAGCGGUAACGGUGCAGACAGCUGUUCGCUGGUUUUAGGGAACAUAAUAAAUGUAUGUUGCUCCCUCCAGCAACGUUACAAGCGCAUUGAAUAAUACUCCCGUACAGCAGAGCGAAUUGUCAUGGAGAAAAGCGAUUUUUCUGCUGCCAGCUUUGAUGAAGUAACAGUCUCUAGCCUGUCGGACCUACGGCUGGAAAGCGGCUCAGUGACCGGGGUCACGAUAUCAGAUUUUGAAUCCCAACAGCAGCAGCAGCACCAGCAACAGCAGCGAUUGCCAUCCUCGCCAUUCCACCGGGAACCCUCCCAUCAGCCUGGGAACAAUAACAGCAGUGAACACAACACCAGCCAACAACGCAACGGUAACGAGAAUAACCUAAAUCGCCAAAGGAAGUCACCGAAGAAGCACUCCCACAACCUGCUGGACCAGCAGCAGCAGCAACAGCAGCAGCCGAUGUUCAAUCCAUCGAAACAUUUGGAUGUCUGGUUGGCCAAUGCCAUACGCGGUUUGGAGAGCAGCGGCGGUUCCGGUGGUCAGGAUCCAUCAUCCGAUCAGCUGGACAGUCCAACGCUGCUAAAGGGAGGAAGCUUUGCGGAGCCGCUCUCGCUGCCACCCAAUUUGAGCUACGCCGACCCGCUGCACAUGUCCUCCUCCACAUCGGGUCUUUUCUCGCCCAUUCAGCAGCAGCAGCAGCAACAGCAACAGUCACCUGUGCCGAACAUCAUCCCGCAGCAGCUUCUGCCCCAUCAGUACCAUCGCUUCGGUGCUAAUAUUCUGUCAACCGUCAACGACGGUAGUGAGUUUGCCAGUUUGCCGCCCCGAAUCAACCAUCACCCGAACCAAAGUCACCAGCAAACGCCACCACCACCACCCAUCGGUCAGCUUUACGGGCGAAAGAUUGCGCUGCAGCAUCAGAAUUCCAACUCGUCAUUCCACGAUCUGCUCAGCUCGCAACGUGUAAUGACGGACCCUUACAUUAAUGACUCAUCGGACAACGAAUCGAAGAACAGUUGUGCCAAAUCUAAGCAGGAGAUGGCGGAGGCCCUCCUAGCGGACCUAAACAUGCUGAACGCCAGUAGUUCCAUCAAUAAUGGCAGCGCGGGAGGCACCCCCGGCAACAACGGUGGCGGCUUUAUUGGUGGUGGUGGCACUUCCGGUGGCAACAAUGCCAGCAACAAUCAGAACAAUCUGGUUCUGGUGUUGCUGAAGGAGAUAAGCAAGUUGCACGAUACCAAUAAGAAGAUAUGUCGUAAUUUACAUGAAACCAAAGUGGAGAUGGAAGCUUUGAAACAUACCCCCCACUGGGGCCUUAGUCACCGUAGAGACAGCAUAAGCGGCCUGAGCACUAAUAGUCAGCCGGUAGGAAUGCGUUACAAUAGCUUUGGGUUGCAGAGCCCCGCACCGACCUAUCACUCUCAAGGCAAUUACACUCCGGGCAUUGUGAGUGAUGUUAUCCGGGAGAUUCGGGAGGUAUCCCGUGUGCGUGAGGAAGCCCUAAUGGAGCGCAUGAAGACGAUGAUCGAGGAACGCUCGUGGACUUUGAACCAGGCCAAUUUUCGGUUGCAAAAAGAGUCGGAAGAAAUGAAAAAAUCCAUCCAUUCAGUUCGUUCGGAAAUGAAUCAAAUCGUCGAUCGGAUGUUGAAGUUGGAGAAUGAAGUGAUUAAUCUGAAAGCUCAGCUCAAUCAUCAGCAACAGCAGCAGCAGCAACAGUUUGCGGCCCUCCGGGAGCGGGAUUCCUUUGUACAGGGUACCAGCGGCUCGCAGGCCGCUGCUAGCAAGUUUCGGAGAAACAGUUUACAUUUGAACUACGGAAGAAUCAGUAAUGCCGACGAGUUUUACGGCAAUAAUUUCGGUGACGUAACGAGCAACGAGCUGCGCUACAGCAACGGAGGCGGUGGCAUGCGAAAAUUUGGUGAGAAUAAUUUUGGCUCGACGUUUAAUGGUGGUGGCGGUUUUAGUGAGGAAAUGCAUGCGGACUCCUCGAACGAUCAGGUGUUGUUGUUGGAGAAGGACGCGCUCAAACUGAGGCGAGAGCUACAGGACGCGCUGGCCUCGAAGCAGGAGUCGGAAAACCGGAUUACAGCUUUGGAAAAUAUUGUAAGCACUCUCAAAGAACAGGUCCCGCAAGUAACACCGAUGGCGGUGGCUUCAACGCAGCAUCAGCAGCAGUUGCAUCACGCAUCCAUCAUUGUUCACCACCAGCAUCAGCAGCAGCCUCCGUUGUUAGCGACCCAGGUUGGGCAACACCAAGCAGCGACUAACAACGGUGGAAUCGGCCUCGGUGGCGGCGAUGGCGGUCCGGCUGCUACCAAUCCGUUCUUUCUACGCAACAGCCAGAACAGUGGCAACUCGCCGGGUCUGCCGAAAGCCGCUUCGCCGAAACCGCAAAAGGCGGCCCAGGUGCAGAGUUUGGUUACGCCGACCUACGUGCAUCUCACCAGCAGCGGCGGCAUCAGCGUAACCGGUCCGGUGACGGAUUUGUAGAACGGUCAACCCCGGAGGUAUCGUACGAUUUUGACGAGUUAUCUUGGCGCUCUAGCGCGUGCGGUAGGGUCUUUUUAUGAAAAUGACAAAUUUGUUUUGUUUUUUGUUAUGUUUGGAAUUAUUUUAGUGCCCAUAGCGGCUUGGGUUGCCUUUCGUUGUCAUUAAUUUUACCGAAAAUCGUUUGAAAUAUUGCGUUUUUAACAGAUUUUUUUUUAAAUUGACCGGAACUUUUCCUAUUCAAGUUUGACUAAAAUUAGAAACUUUGAGGUAAAUUAUUUUUCCGGUAUGCAGUAACAACUAGUUGAAUGUGCGGUCAAAAGCCGGUAGUUUUUAGAUGAACAAUGCAUUGCACAGAUUUACAAUGAAGAUUAGUUUCCAAUUUCUUUGAAUUUGGUCCAAAUUUGCAUCUGCAAAUAUUUAAUGAAACUGAAUAACUAGCUCCAUUCGAACGACGGGCUCUCUGGUGCACCGUAAAGUUCACCAAUGCAUUCUAAGCAUACUUACAUGGGCAAUUCAACGAUUUAAUAGACAAUAGAUAACAAUAUUUGAUCGACACGAUAGGCGGCUUGCAUAACAAUUCGUAGCUUUCAGACGCGCACAUUAUCGAUGCGUUUCACGUGUGAUUAAAUCUUUUGCUCAGAGCGUUGGCUCCUAGCGUUCGAACCGGCCGGCCGGGUAAUAUGAAUAUGAUGAAUUGCUAAUAAACGAGCCGAUUCUUCGAAUUGGCGUGACUCGAAUUGUCGAACUUCUCGAUCUGACGUAAUCGUUUAUGGGAUGCAGUUGAGUCGCGAAAUUAAUUCAGCAUACAAAAAUCAUUCUAUCAAUAUUUGCCGCUUUGCUAGAUGAUUUCUUAUUUUGCUGACAAACAUUUUGCGCUUGUCAGCGGUAUUGUUUGCAAGUAUUUUGCCCGCCCAAGGUGAUUCUUGGUACGCUACAAAAGCAGAUUUUUACAUUGGGACGCACCGUGGGAUGAAACCCAGAUCUAGGAGGACAAAAUUAAUUACGCUAAAACCGUUAGUCCUAGGUAUAUAGCAUGUUCUGAGUAAAUUUGUUAUUUUAACUUUCGCAUUUUUUGAUGUAUAUGACAUUAGGGUGACCAUCAUAGUAAGCGAGUGCAAAAUAUUAACUUUUUUAUGACUUAAGUUAGCUGAAUAAAAUGUUCUGCAAAGUUAAAGAACAUUAAAUUUUAAGUUACUUUGCCGGAAAAAUGAAAGCUCUAUCUCUUGUGGUUGAUAGGAUGGAGCAAUUUAAUGUUUUUUUGACGGAGUGGACAUAAAAAAUCCGUUUUUUCUUUACAUCUUCUUUCGUGUUUAUUUCUCACAAAUCAUGCCUUCUGAGCACUUUCACACGCAUGGAAAACGCGCAUUUUGUUUGAAGGAAUAAAGUCGCUAUCUCCUUCGGUUCCGAAGUUACAGGCAUUUUUUCCAAAAAAAUAUGGUUUUUUCAAAUGUCAAUAACGUAAAAACUGCUCAAAAGCAGCAAAUCAAAUUUUCUAAAAAGCUUUAAAUAGGGGGGUUUGACGGCAGUGCUAAUGACGUAUUCACCUCGAUUCUGCGCUCCGAUCAGAUACGUCCCGAUCGACGUGUGUUAUAGCAUACGAUGUAUUCCGAUCGAAGCGCAAAUUCUGAUCGGAUCCGGAUCGCUAUGUAGAAUAGAGGCGAUUAUUUGGGUAGUCGCCGGUAGCAUGUAACCAGCACAGAGCGAAAGUGAAAGUUGGUUGACAGUUUUCCGUGUAAAUGGGAUGAGCAGUCCGUUAUGGAGAUAGUGAACGGCAGGACAUCACAGUCGCAACCACAACGAACAUUUAAUGGAUUAUUGAAGAUAAUUGAGGACAAUUUAAUGUAUAUUACCGCCAGAAGCAAUGUAUUGUCACUGCAAAACUGGCUAUAUUCGAUGAUCCACUGCUCAGGAUUGCAAAUUUAUCAGAAAAUUUAACAAAUCAGGCAAAAAGUACAAAUCCGGCUUCAUAUGUUGGAAAACCGGCGUUUUCCCGGAUUGACCGGUUAUCGGCUUUGCAAGUGAAAAAUCGGUCGGGCCGGCCAAAAACCGGCCACUUGGCAACCCUAAUCCUAGUUUGGAUGUCUGUUCUCUGUGCCCAAACUGUACCUGUAGCUGGCGCGAACACCUCACGAACACUUUCUUAUCCGGGCCAGAAUUUGUUGUUGUCCUGAAUGAGUAUGGAUCUAAAAUUGGUGUUUUUUUGUACGCCAGAAGGGCAUUGGGUUAAAUGGCCAUUGCGAAAGUGUUAAUAUUCGGCUUUUGCCGAUUGCCGUACACGUACACAGUUUACGGACUGCUCAUAACCCAUGAAUGGAAUUGAGCUAGAUAGUUGUAGGGUAGA
This is a messenger RNA of Sabethes cyaneus, 5551 nucleotides long. RefSeq names its product probable serine/threonine-protein kinase tsuA. Lineage: Eukaryota; Metazoa; Arthropoda; Insecta; Diptera; Culicidae. The transcript has 8 exons. The record is from RefSeq and is a predicted model, not a curated record. Bases 850 to 3210 code for a protein of 786 amino acids.